CUUGGACUGUCCCAGCCCGGCUGGUAUGAGGGUGCAGGCAACGAUGAGAUUCACACCAACAUCGAAACUGGCUCUCUCGCACCGACAUCGACCCCCGGCACCAAGAAAAGUCAUUCGUCUCGAACACCUCCAGAACAGCCGUCGUCCCACGCCUGCUCUGUAUUGCCAUCAACGUUUCCGGCUCAACCAUCAUGCGUUCAUUCCUUGCCGUGCUACUGCUCGCCUGGAGUGGCACCAUCGUCUCCGCUGAGCCCUCGGAGUGGGCCGAACGACGCUUCUACUACAGCGAGGCAUCCUGUCCAGGCUCUGGACCCGACCCCAUAACGAUAGGGUCGUCGGCCACAGUUACCCUGUUCUGGCCCUCGGAAGCAUGUCAGGGCCCAGUGCAGUCUCCCUGCCAGGACCGGACCGGCUCCAGCCCUUUCGGGGCCUCUGAGAGGACCGUAUGCGAGCCGCUGUCCUCGGCCCUUUCCGCAUUCACCUCAGGACAAGCCCCGGCCGAUUCGCACUUGGUCGUGAGCGAGUUUACCCACCGCGGCAACGUCCACACCUGUGCUCUCACCACCGACACCGUCCAGCUUGUCCAGAAAGUCUUCCGGGCCGACAACCGAUGUCAUGCCAUCGAGCCGGGCUGGUUUGCGCGGGCCAAAUGCGACGAUCUUGGCGGAAUGCUGUGGACAUGCAUCGACAGCGAAUGCAUCUCAAACUGUCAGCUCCGACACUACUCGAGCUCCGAGUGCUCCGUCGACAGCGAGGGUGCCGUUGUCGGGAUGCACUGCGUCAGAGGCACCGUCCCGCCUGCACCCGAUCCCGUCCAUAGCCUCAACAUGACGCUCUGA
Molecule: messenger RNA, 839 nt
Organism: Polychytrium aggregatum
Lineage: Eukaryota; Fungi; Chytridiomycota; Chytridiomycetes; Polychytriales
Exons: 2
Coding region: 192-839 (215 amino acids)
Source: RefSeq, a predicted model, not a curated record